CACGCUUCGUCAGUAAACAAAAAAAAAAUAAUAAAACGUUUUCACUUUGAACAAAAAUCUUAAAAUAAAUGGAAAAUUUUUGGUUUAAGUGCUAAUAAAUAGGAAUAAGAUUAGUUGAACUCAAUAGUUAACAAAUCAUGAUUUACAAUCUGUAUAUUUUCGACAAAUUUGGCACCCUUCUGUACUACGGUGAAUGGAACCGGUUGAAGCAAUCCGGAAUCACCAAGGAUGAAGAAGCAAAGCUGAUGUACGGGAUGCUGUUUUCGUUGAAAUCUUUUGUUAACAAAAUUUCCCCCAUCGAUCCGAAGGAGGGAUUCCUUUACUACAAAACCAAUAAGUACGCACUGCACUACGUGGAGGUAUCCUCGGGGCUGAAGUUCGUGCUCAACACGGACAACACCGCUUCCGGCAUAAAGGAGUUCCUGCUGCAGCUGUACAGUAAGAUUUGGGUGGAAUACGUAGUCCGGAACCCGUUGUGGACAAUUGGAACUCCUGUGACCUCCGAGCUGUUCAAAACAAAGUUGGACGAGUUUGUAACCCAAUCGUCGCUCUUUGGAUCAAAGGUAGUAUAAAAACAGAAAUAUUUUCAUAAAAACAAACUCAAAACACAUUUCCAAUUUGUGGAUUUAAACUUUAUGUUUUUUUACGAAUAUAAGUAUUUUAUUGCUUUCAAAUUUGAUGGAAAACUAUCUAUCACUACAUAUAAGUUUUUCUUCUGACAUGGUUA
This is a messenger RNA of Uranotaenia lowii, 727 nucleotides long. It is a transcript of the gene Bet5, whose product is annotated as trafficking protein particle complex subunit 1. Gene Ontology annotation, biological process: endoplasmic reticulum to Golgi vesicle-mediated transport. Bases 138 to 572 code for a protein of 144 amino acids. NCBI's taxonomy places the organism in Eukaryota, Metazoa, Arthropoda, Insecta, Diptera, Culicidae. The transcript is spliced from 3 exons. The record is from RefSeq and is a predicted model, not a curated record. Gene Ontology annotation, cellular component: TRAPP complex.